UAAUCUCGCCAUCAUUCUAAGCAUAAUAGGCCCCAAAAAAGGGGACCUAGAAUGCAAGAAAACAGCAUCGACGAAGUAGAUCUCAUAUCCUUCGAUGUCGACUUAAUAGAUCUUGACCCCAAGCCCAAACCCACAGAAGACGAAACGGCCCAGCCAACCCACACAGCCCCAGACACCAUCCCUGCCCCCGGACAAGACCCCGCUCUCGACGACGAACCAGAAACGACGUCCCAACCCACAAUCCUGUCACAAGUCAACAGCCAUCUCCUCCCCUUCCAACACGCCAAAGCCCUAGGAAAACAGCUGCAUGGAAAAUAUUUCGAAAAACUCUUGACACGCUACCUUUCUCUCCGGCGCCAGAUCAGCAACACGCAACACGAUGACGAGAUUGAGAAAUUGAAGAAAGGAGCAGAGGAGUUGGUGAAGGAAUUGGUGGGCACGAUUACUGGGCUUGAGCUUGGCGGAGAGGUGGGAGAUGAGGGAGAAGUUGGAGAGGAUGGAGAGAGAGAGGGUGGUUGAGAUGGGGAGGAAAAGUUUUUAAGAGUAAGUCAGAUUUGGGGUAACGCCGACUUGACCAUAAAGAAGACCACUAGCGUUCCGAAAGCAAAAGUCCAAACUCCAUCUCUUCCCUCCCCAUUCCUUCCUAUCCU
Molecule: messenger RNA, 650 nt
Organism: Mollisia scopiformis
Lineage: Eukaryota; Fungi; Ascomycota; Leotiomycetes; Helotiales; Mollisiaceae
Exons: 1
Coding region: 52-519 (155 amino acids)
Source: RefSeq, a predicted model, not a curated record